AUGGCAUCUGAACUGGAGCCUGUGGUGUUCUUCCGUAGCUUCUUCCCCAGCCUGUCUGGUGAGUUGUCUGCCAGAAAUCUUUCUUUGGAGGAUCGGUUUUGUCUGGUGGGGACCGCUUGUGUUCUCAGGAUUCAAAUUCUAAUGGACCUUUUCACUGUAAAGGAGUCUGGUGAAGAUGUUCUGCUGGCCCCAGAUUCGGAAGAGGAACAUCUACCUGUGGACCACAGAAGUGUUCAAGGCCAAAGAAGCAGCUCUGGAAUGGAACUUCUGCAUGCUGAACCUGAUGCUCCUGCCUCAGAAGGUCGAGUUAAUGUUGUAAUGGUUGACCAGUAUGGAUCACAAGAAUCUGCUCGUGUCAUUAAAAGAAAGUCUUUUACAUAUUAUGACUCCAGCACAUCCACCUUGGAAACCAUACCUGAACCACCAGCACCAUUAUCUUUGCCGAGCUUUGAAGUCAAAACUGAGGUGGAACAUGUGGAGCAGAUGGACCACAUGGGUGAGAUGGAGCAGGUGGAUGAGGAGAAAGAGGUGGACAAGGUGGACCAGGUACCCCAGGAGGACCGGGAGACCAUCUCGUUCCCCAGUGUCACUGCUGACGUCGGAAAUCAGUCACUACACCCACCGCUGUCCGUCAUAUGGUACGUCAACAGACGGGAGGAGGAGCUGAUGAAGAGGUUCCGGGAGCAGCUGGAGGAGAGGACGCAGAUGCUGCGGGGUGAGAUCUGGAACCAGAACCAUGCGCUGGAAAUGUUGAAGGAGCAGCUCCAGUCAAUGCAGGAUUCCAAGUUGCAGAUUCAGCCAUCUACCUCACGCCACAUUCGCAGUCCUGAGCCCCAGCCUUUGGAGCCAGUGCCCAAGAAACAAUGCAUUGGGCCGAUGCAUAGGUCCCUCCCAGACUGCAAGGGGGCCAGGCAUUUCUGUGGUUCCUGUUCAUCCUACUCCUUCCGAUUCCCUGAGGAGCUUCAGCAGCCCUGUGACGCCUCUUCCCAGCAGCCCGCUCAGGAGCUGGUGCAAUACCUCCCACAGCAGGCGGGGCUGCAGGAGCAGUCACAGCAGCAUAAUGUUACUGUGGAAAACCGUGUGCUGCAAAUACUCGUGCCAAGCCAACCUAACGUCUCCUUGCCCCUCGAUAACACCCAUAUGUUUACGUCGACGCAGCACAUCACGGUUCCUGUCCAAUUAGAAGCUGAGCAACAGCCCUCCAGCAGCUAUCAUGGUGAAAACCCUGGGGGCCAGGAAGGCAGGAGUCAUAGUUUUCUUCUUGAGGACCAGCAGGGGCCCUGCCUGAGUCCAUUGCUCCUGGCACAUAACCCAAGCUCUGAGAUGAUUUCUUCUACCGUCAUCCCUCAGUGUCAGAUAAGUUCUGACUCAAACUUAGUCAUGCUGCAGAUCCCAGAGGAUUCCAACCAACUUUGUCAACAGCCAGAAGACCCACAGCAUCACCUUUACUUCCAAGUUGAAACUUGGCCUUCCAGUGAGCAGGCCUCCCUGCAGGACCAAGUUACUUGGGUUCAGGUACCAACCCCUGAGACAGAAGUCCAGGGCUCUUCAGGUCUACAGAUUAUCCAAGACGACACGGAACACGGGCCAGGCCAAAUCUGCUACUUCAUGUCUGCAGCGCCGUCCAACUCGUACGAGUAG
Messenger RNA from Lagenorhynchus albirostris (white-beaked dolphin), 1641 nucleotides. It is a transcript of the gene PASD1, whose product is annotated as PAS domain containing repressor 1. The record is from RefSeq and is a predicted model, not a curated record. Gene Ontology annotation, cellular component: CLOCK-BMAL transcription complex. Gene Ontology annotation, molecular function: DNA-binding transcription factor activity, RNA polymerase II-specific. The coding region runs from base 1 to 1641 and encodes 546 amino acids. The transcript is spliced from 11 exons. Gene Ontology annotation, biological process: negative regulation of circadian rhythm; negative regulation of DNA-templated transcription; regulation of transcription by RNA polymerase II. Lineage: Eukaryota; Metazoa; Chordata; Mammalia; Artiodactyla; Delphinidae.